Messenger RNA from Amoebophrya sp. A120, 5698 nucleotides. The record is from the annotation of a GenBank genome assembly. NCBI's taxonomy places the organism in Eukaryota, Dinophyceae, Syndiniales, Amoebophryaceae.
CAGGGUUUGAAUCCGUACCCGAAAUCGAAGCAGAUGGCCACGGCCGCCGGCGACGACGCCAGCAAGGCUAGCGACGCGCAGUCCAGCCGACCGACCGCGGGCGGCGGGACAACGACCACGAAAGACGUGUACACCUACGGACAGCACGAGCCGCUGGACUACUACCUGGACUGUUAUACCCGGGAGCGGAACCGAGGCUUGUACACGGCGAACCGCAACGUGCGCAACGAUCGCGGCGCAACCGCCACACGGCAGAACAACAACGGGGAGCGGCACGGGCUGGAGUGCCCCGAGGAGCGCGACUACUACCCGUAUUGGCACCCCUCCCCGUGGCACGACAUCGCCAUUUUUACUUCUGAGAAGCGGUGCAACUACUUCCGGGAGCACAGCCAGAACGUGGUUGGGAAGCACUACUGCCGGUCUACCUCCGCGACGGACGACGCGGGGACCGGCGUUUCCGAGUGCGCGAAAGCGAACAACGAGUUCGCGUGCAUGGCGCUCACGAGCGCGGGGGGACAGCCGCUGGGUUGUGCGUGGACCGAAUUUUCGUCCUGGGACGAGGUCGAGAGCCACUACAGCAGCGGCGAGGAAGGCGCACCCGAGUGCUACGGUGCCUACAAGACGCGCGACAACCACAACGGAAACUACGGCAGCGCAGGGGCGGGCGGGGGGUUCCAGAGCAAGAUCAACGGACAGGCCAGUCACUACGUGUGGAAAGUCCCGGACUACCUGCCCGCGAACGAGAAAUGCGUGUUUCGCAUUCGUUACAACAUCACCACCCUGGACUUUGUGGGCGUGGAUCCCGCGAAUAAGGACCAAGUGGGCGAGGAUUACUACGACCAAGUGGAUGCCUCCUGGAACGGGGCGAAAGCCGUUGUGAAAAACAACGAGCGCAGCGACGCGUUGCGUCUGCCGCGUGUGCAGAGCGACGCGAGCACCUGCAAAGACGUGGUUUUCACGGCCGAUAACCAAAAUGUGGUGCGGCUCUCGCCUGGCGGGGCGGAAGGCUAUGAGAAGUACUACGGGUGCGAUCCGAUCACGAACGUGGAGCAAACCAUUCUGAGCGACUACCGGCUGCAGCUGCAGAAAACCCCGUCCGGGACCAGGUUCGGGUCCUCCCCCGUCACACUUCGGUGCUGCCAGACCAACGUGGCCCGCCUGCUCACCGUGAACGCGAACGAAAAUCAGAUGGCGCGGACCUUCCAGGACCGCUCCCACGCGUUCGUCAUUCGCGAGCGGCCCAGCGACGUGUCCAGCUCCGCGCGCAUCGUGAACUACAACGUGCGGGGUCGGCGCGGGAACAUCGUGCAAGUGUAUCCGGCCGUUGAGUACGACUUUGUGCCUCCCGACCUGGAGAUUACGUCCGGGGACUACCUGCACUUUCAGUGGGCGAUGAGCGACGCAAACAACCGCGGCAACGCGGGAAACGGGCGCGCGGGUACGGACCGCGCCAACCUUGUCCAGGUGGGUACCAUCAACGUGGCCGACGCCGGGUCGCGGGGCAGUUUACUUUUUUCCGCCGCGGAGCACCGCGGCGGCGCCACGAAACUGUCGGACAAGGAGGCGCACACUUUGUUUUGCGACUACGAGGACACGGACGAAGAGGAGAGGGCCGAGUGCGAGGCAAAGAUCAUCCGCUUUGCUUACCUGGGGCAAACGGUUUGCACGGACCGCAACAAUGACCAGGCGGGCCGGAACUGUGCGCAGCUGAACUCCGCCGGCCCGUACUUCAAUUACGGACGGCCGCUGGCGAUGACCGAGACGGGGACGUUCUUCGUGAAAAGCACGCGGAACGACGACUUCUCGAACCGCAGCCAGAAGGCGCGCAUCACGGUGCGGCCCUUUUUGUCCCCCUUGGAAUGGUUCUUCAUCAUCCUGGGCAGCCUCGUGCUCUUGGCGGUUCCGCUCUUUCUGAUCUGCCUGGUGCGGUUUCAAAAACGGCACCCGGGAAGUGAGUGGAGCGCAAAUCGGUUUCGGGUCAACUGCUGUCUCCGUCGCGCGCUGGGCGGAGACGAAAGCGAGUUUACAAAGUGGCUGGAGGAGCGCCGCGCGAUAUUGGUCGGGCGUCACGAGCGGUUCCAGCGAAGCAAGUCCGUCCUGGCCAAAGAGGCUGUGAGCAGCGUGGUACCCCCGCACCCGGGCAGGAAGCGGUCGGACCCCAGUUUGUCUGCGUUCGUGGGCAACGCUCUUUGCGGGUGUUGUCGCCGCAAGAAGGCCGCUGCCGCAGCGGGUAGCGGGGAUGCUGCAAAGCCGAACAAGCCGCCGUCCUCCACCCCGACGACCAAGGUGGAGCCGGUAACCGAAGAUGGCAAGGCCACUCCGGCCGCCACGACGACGGCGUGGCGCGCCACCGGGGAGGGCGAGGACGGGCGCUCGCUGGGAACGCUGCACAUCAAGGGACAGAUCCUGCUCGCCGUUUGCUUCUUCGGGUCCGCCGUGGCGGGGUGGCUGCUGCACCUGGAGAUGGGCUACCACGGGUCGCAGUGGUACUGCUGCGCGAAGGCUGGCGGGUACGUGCUAAACCUCUCCUGCAGCUUGCUGACCCUUCCGAUGCUCCGCUUUCUCGCUUCGGCCAUGCGCCAAUCGCCGUUGCGCAUGUUCGUGCUCGAAGAUCCCGUGGGCUACCACAAGUUCAUAGCGAAGUACGGAAUCGGCUGCGGCGUCAUCCUGCACGUGCUGGGACACGUGAUGCACACCAUUGAGGUGACCAGUGGCGAAUCGUACUGGUACGACCGGGACCUGUUUAUCGAACCCCCCUCCAUCUGGCACGAGUAUUCCGGACUGCACUGGGCAGAAUAUUUUCUCUUCUUCGGUCACCGCGGAGUGGGCUGGACGGGCGUGAUCUUACUGCUUCACCUGUUCGCCAUCGUCAUUUUCGCGCUGGACUACACCCGUCGCCGCAGCUGGCACUGCCCCUGCUGCCGCUGCUGCGUUGUCCGCAGAAAUGCCUCUCAUCAAAAGCCCACGGUCGGCCCAGGGCAGAAGGCCGGAGCAGCAACUUCUACCGAGGCAGCCACACAUCAGCCAGGGACAAGUGACAAGGAUGUCAAACCACUUUGCAACUGUUGCGGGAUACCUUGGGUGUGGAAGGUUGUAGACGGGUACCGUAUGUUCUGGAUUUGGCACAGUCCCUACUCCAUCGCCAUUUGGUACGGGUUCAUCGUUGUGCACGCCCCCCACCGGUUUCUGAUCUGGAUGUUUGCCCCCGUGAUGCUCAUCGUCGCCGAUCACAUUCUCGGAAAAGAGUCGCAGUCCCCCUACGCGGUGCUGCACUCCGCAACCCUGGCCAAAGGGGACACGUUGAAGCUGCACUUCGCGCGCCCCCCGGGCUUUGUGUACGAAGCGGGACAGUACGCAGAAAUCUGGUGGCGGGGGGAGCGGCACCCCUUCACAAUCUGCAGUGCGCCGGAGGAGAAUGUUCUGUCGUUCGCUAUCCGCGCCAAGGACGAUCUCGACUGGUGUUCCGCGUUGCGGCGUCGGCUCAUCAAUUACUCCUACGAAUUGGAGCACUUCUCUGGCGAAGGUGCAAAGGAGAAAAAGCCGGACAAGUGGCGCGGCCCGCCCUGUGGUACGCAAAGGAAGUUCGCGCCGGGCGUCACCUCCAAGGGUGUACUGUAUUCCAUGCCAGUGGCAGCUGGAGGCUCCGGCAGCGCCUACCGUCGCGAUCAGAAGCUGUGUGACCCGGAGUUUUCUUCCGAGAUGAUAGAUCCCCCCAGCGGCAAGGCCUCGCCUUCAAGCAAGAACGUCUAUCGCGAGGGCGCGCACAAGGCAGUUUUUCCGGUCGCGCCAGCACCUCGCGGAAGCUCAAUGUCACCUUGGCAAAUCAAAUCGCCAUCGUCAGAGUUGUUGUCGAGAGGCACAGAUCAUGUUUUGUACCAAGCGUUAACUGAGUCCGAAGAUGUAACGACGCAGGUUAAAGAUUUGGGCGAUCAUCAUGUUGACGCUAUGUUGGGACAACAAGAAGACAAAAGGAAAUACCUGGAAGAUGUGCAGCUCGAGAAUGUAGACGCCGACCCGGGAGCUAGCUCAUCGGAGAAUGAUCGCGACAGACAAAUCAAAAACAUUUUCGGUCGCAACCACUACGAUUUCCUGCAGUCUGUGGAGGGUGUUCAUUGGGCCGCAGCCGUUGACGCAAUAAACGAAAAGAACUUCGCGAAGCACCAGCACGACAUUGGUAACACGCCGGAUGUUGCCCUGAACGGCCUGGCGCAAGUUGAAGUUGAAUUGCAAGAGUCCACCGGCGCUGUAGUUGCUCAAGGUGACCUUGAUGAUGAUGCAAAAGAACGAUACGGGGGGGACGGCACCAGCAAAAAGGAAGCUCUCGGGCCCACCACCUCUUGCUGUGCGGGGGUGCAGAAGCCAAGCGGUCACCAAGCUGGCCCCGCGGUGCGGCAACGCACUUUUACCGAGGGCGACGCAGAUUUGCAGCGGGAAAUCGAGGCCGCGACUCUGGUACCACCGGAGGCGAUCGUGCUGCAGCUCGGCGGCCCCUUUGGCGCGCCCGCGCAGAACAUGUGGCACUUCGACACCGUGCUCAUGGUGGGCACCGGCAUCGGGAUAACGCCGUUUGCCGCGAUGUUGCGAAGCGUAAACAUCCGUCUGCAACAGCGCGCCAAGAUGAUGCAAAACCUUUCGGGCCGCGAUGUUGCGCUUGCGAAAGCGGGAACGUCCUCAUCCUCGCUAAUCAAGCCCUCGACGCAGAGGAAAUUGCUGGCGGCAAAAAAUGAGCGAAUGCAGAAGGGUGCGACCACACACCUGAACAAGAUGAACGCGGAAGGAGCUGCGUCCGAGCCGGAAAACAUCAACUCGGGAACCGACGACGACGACGAUAUGCUCUGGACCACGAUCCGCGAAGCUACCAAGUGCCCGAGCAAACUGCACCUCGUGUGGAGCGUCCGCUCGCAGGACGAGUUCCAGUGGUUCUACGACGUGUUGGUGGAGUCGGUGAAUGGUCCGGCGAAGGACCACGUGGUGAUUAACCUGUUUCAAACCGGGGAAAUCAGUCUCUCGGAGCGCGUCCCGAUCAACUGCGAGUUUCACGAGUUCGCGGGCCGACCCGACUGGCGCCGCAUCUUUCAGAAACUCAGCACGGAGCAGGCAGAGGCGGUGAAACAAGCAGCGGGUGGUGCGACGCUCGGUGGAGGCGGUGGAUCCGGCUCCGGAACGCGGCCCAGUUUCGGCCUGGGGACGACCCUCAACGCGCAGAACACGGCCCGCAAGUCCCAGCGCGCCGGCGACGUUGGCGUUUUUCUGUGCGGAAGCCCGGCGGUCGGUGUGGAACUCAAGGCGCAGUGCCAAAAGUGCUCUCAAGGCCCAGUGCGCUUCCACUACUUCGCGGAAAGCUUCUAAACUAAUCAUACACUAGUUUUUCAAAAAACAAAGGCGAGCUGCUCCACGCAAAACCAUAACUAAUAGAGAAUUUCUACGACGAGUCGCUUGGCCCACUCACAUUCUUGUUUCGAUUCGUUCCGAAAAUCCAAACAUGAUGACACACAUGAUGACUCCCUCGUUGGGUAUAAGCGAAUCAAUUUGUGUUUGCCCGCAAGGGUCCCGUUCCGGCCGACUGCAAAGAAUUUUCUUUCGUGUAGGAUGAAGCGAAGAUGAAAAUGAAUAAGUAGCUAAUAUCACUCGUUCUGCUUUCGGGCAAAGUCAAAAAAAAAGUUGUUUCCUUGUAGACCACGUGGAAACAACGGACAAG